Molecule: messenger RNA, 2566 nt
Organism: Formica exsecta
Lineage: Eukaryota; Metazoa; Arthropoda; Insecta; Hymenoptera; Formicidae
Exons: 4
Coding region: 773-1645 (290 amino acids)
Source: RefSeq, a predicted model, not a curated record
UCCUACAGCCUUGUUACUGCCAUUGUAGACGGGCCUUUAAGGAUGAAAUAAUGCUACAAGGAUUGCGAACGUGACUUUAGUAAAUCGAGCCAAUCGAAUUCAAUCAAAGUCAAUUUUCAUGAACUCGUAAAUGAAAAGCAUCCAUGCAUGUGUUCUUCUUCUUCUUUCUUUUAUGGCUGGUUGGGCAUUAGUCGCCCAUACACCAUUGUUUCUUAUGGGUUUGUAAGAUAUAAGCAAAAACUCCUCUUAAGAGAGGAGGAAGUCCAAAAAAAAGGUCCAGACAAAGGACAUACGCAGUACGCAAAAACACGUCCGAACCCGACACGUUGUCAGUCGGAACUGCUCCAUGCAUGUGUAAGAAAAAGGGCGCUGAUUGGAUGAAACAUAUUUAAUAAACCCUCUAUCGUAGAAAAAAAAAAAAAAAAAAAAAAUGGUUGAAAACUUUUCGACUUAUUUUGUCGUCAACAGUAUCGCAUAUACUUGGUUAGUGGCCAUGAAUUAAUUAACAUCCUGUAUAUAUACAUGCGGAUAUACAAUAUUUUAGAUAGAUAAAUUCAUUUCUUCAAGAAGAAAAUUUCGAAGAAAAGGACUAUGAAUACGGGCCAUAGAGCUCAAUGGUGCCGACAGUUCAUUGUCAGUGUCACUACUGGGAGUACAACUUUGAUCAACAAAGUUGCUACUCCGAAUACUCACAUUUGUAAAAUUAAUUCAAGGAGGAGAGAGAGAACGAGAGAGGAAGUGAUCCUUGUCUGCUUACUGAACUAAGGCUUACAUGCAUUUUGUCACUAUGGACAAUUUUCCCAUGCAAAACUAUGAGAAUAAGAUGGAAACAUUUGAGACGUACAAUGAAUCUGCAGCUACCACUGCAAAUCGUCAACGUGAGAUCACUCAAACUCAAUCUGUGAAUAGUCAAACACCUACUCGACAGAUGCAAGUGCAAAAUCAAGAAAAUCGUGAUACAUUGGUGCUACAGCAGCAGCAGCAACAGCACCAGCCGCAUCAAAUGACGCAGAUUCAGUCAAAUGCUCAACAGAGCACAACAUUAACUCCAGUCAGAUUACCUGCUAUAUUAGAUGGAGAAUAUUUUACAGUGACCAGAGUAGAGGAUACCAAUGUUACGGUGCGUUGUCAGCAGUGUCAGAAAUUGUUAAAUGGCAAUCUGAAGUCUACUGGCAAUUUCCUUAGUCAUAUGAAGCGAUUGCAUCCGUCCUUGAUUGAGAAAAUAAGAUGCAAAUCUAAUCAAAGGAAACCGGCAAUGGUAUACAUUGAUUCAAUGUUGCCUGAUAAGUGCUCUGAAAUAGUACGAACGAGACGCGUGGUGUUACAAAAUAAAAAGCGCUGCAAAUCGGAGGAAUGUGUAACUGAAAACGAAGAAUCUUACGAGCACCAAUCUGCGGAUUGGAGCGACACAUCGCUAGUUCGACGACGCUCCGAGGAAACAGAAUCCACGGAUCUGUCUCUAAGAAUACCGCAUAACAAUUCGUUCGUAACGGAAGAUGAGUACGAUGCGAUCGGUCGUAACGUCGCCGCCAAACUUAGAAACAUGAGACUGGACCAAAGAAUAAUAGCCGAGAAAUUAUUGAACGAUAUUUUAUUCGAGGCUCAGCUCGGUAAUCUUCACAGAGAUUCGAGUAUUCAUGUGUGAAAAAGAAAGAUGUGUACCCACACACAUAUAUAUAAAUGUGCUCACAUAGAAUAAUGGGUGACAACUUUCUUCAACAAAGACUGUGUUCUAACUUUAUUGAAAGACAAACGUAUUUUGUAAUUUCUCUAUACAUAUUACGUAGAGGAUUAUAAGAUAUGUAUCUUAUAAUCUUCUACAUGACCAUUUAGAGAAUCAGGUUUGGAUUUUCAGACGAGAAAGAAGAGAUUAUAUAUAUUUUGAAUUCUCAAAAAAUUAAAUAAAAGUAUUUGCAAUUUUUUCCAAGCAGUAGAUAGAGAUAUAAGGAUUUAAAGCUGGACUAAUCACAGGAUAUUUAAAGAAAAGUAUCUUGUGUAUGAUUAAGUAGCUUUAAAUUAUAUUUCAAAAACUAUUACUAAUUAAUUUUUCUGUAGUAUAUUUAAUCGUGAAUUUCGAAACACUAUAUUAUAUAUAUAUGUAUAUAUAAAAGGAAUGUGUAUAUAAUAGGUCCACUUUUUUUAUAUAUAUAAAUGUAUAUAACAUUGUAAAUAUUUUUACAUAUUGUUAAAAAAUAAAACGAGCAUGCUGCCUGAAGUAUUAGAAUGGUGCAAAAGAUGCCAUGGAUUAUUUUUUAUUAAGACUUGCUCUAACUAUAUUAAGCAAAGUCAAGCAUCUAGAAUUUCUAAAAAAAAUCGAAUAUUUUUUCCUUAAUGAUUAUAUUUAAUAGUGAUCUUUUUCAUUAACACAAAUUAUGCAAAUGUGUAUAAUUUGAUUUUUAACUCUUUUUUGACAAAUUUAUGCCAAACCUCUUUUGCACCAAUCUAUAAAUAGUGUGACUGUCUAAAAGUCUUCCUAUACCUAUCAUUAUUCUAUGAAUAAUGUAUGACUACAGUCACAGUUGUAAUAUAUAGCAAUUAUACUUAUAAAUAUACAUUUUAUAAACGA